AACCCUAACCCCGCCCCUUGACCCCUUAGCCCCACCCCUUGACCCCUUAGCCCCACCCAGAGGAAGUCCCGCCCCAUGGGUUAUUACUUCCGGGGUCAAGACUGCCACAUGACCGGAAGCAAGGUGUGUCAUGUGACACCCACCCCACCCCUUGACCCCUUUAACCGCACCCCUUGACCUCUGCCCCCCACCGGAAGUCCUGCCCCAUGGGGUAUUACUUUCAGGGUCAAGGCUGCCACGUGACCGGAAGUAAGGUAUGUCAUGUGAACCCUCUAACAACUCCUCCCACUGCCCUCUACCAAUCAGGAUGGGUUUUGCCCCGUAGGACUUCCCCCCAAGAGCAGCUUUGACCAAUCAGGGCGAGUUCCGGGGUGGGGGUGUCCUCUCUGGAAGCGGGUCUUGUGACCCCUCUAACAACUCCUCCGCCCACCCCGCUACCAAUCAGGAGGGAUUUUGUUCCGAUAGGACCAAGAGGAGAUUUGACCAAUUAGGAUGAGUUCCGGGGGCGGGGUGACCCGUCCGGAAAUGAUUCGUGUGACCCCUCUAACAACUCCUCCCACCAACCUCUACCAAUCAGGCCGGCCCGAGAGCAGAUUUGACCAAAAUAGGGCAGGUUCUGGGAUGCGGUGAACCACCCAGAAGAGGGGCGUAUGACCCCUCUGCCAAUCAGAGCGCAGCACCAUCACCCCAUAAGGCCCAGCGUCGGGCAGAAGAGGCUGUCUUUUACCAAGAGCGCGUGUUUUAGAAAUCGUGGAAACAUGGACUCCUUCACCACCCCCGUGAGAACUUCGGACUUUGUUUUAGCCCCGAGGGCCUUCAACAAACCGCGGAGAAAGCGCUACAUCAGCAACAGUUCCGAGGAGGAGGAGGGGGCAAUUGAGGGGAGCCCUUUGGCCCAGCCAUUGAUGGAUACCCCGGACCCUGAAACCCAGCCGCUUGUGGGGCCCCGCGAUGAGCAUGAUGGCCUCUUGUUGUCCACCCCCCGGGAGGAGGAAGGUGAUCGCAGCUCGGGGAAGUCACUAGUGGACAAGAUGAACGCUCAGCUCAAUGAUGCCUUUCUAGAGGACCCGGAGACUCUGGACAGCGUUGCACCAAGCAGCGAAGAUGAACCGGGCCCACCUUGUUUUUGCUCAACGCCGAUACAAAAUGUUGAAGAGGACUCCGAGGAUGACGGCUAUGAGGAGUUUAGGAGGAGGCUUGGCAUGGAACUGACUGAGCCAGUGCCACGUCGUGAGCGUAACAAAGUCAUGCGGACUAUUGUACGCGUUGCUGUUUAUUCUGUUCUUAAUCACUGUCUUAGGGAAAAGCUUUUUGAAGAUUGUGAGGGCUGUGUCAUAGAUGCACCAGGCCAGCGGCACCAUGACUGUGCGACUUGGACUUCAGUGGAUAUAAACUGCAAGCUCCGGGGCCUGUGUGCUGAGCUGUGUUUGGAAAGCUUAUUAAACACUGUGAUUGCCAUAGGUUAUGCUAUGCAAUGUCUAUGCCUAACCCAAGAACAUUUAGCACAAGGGGUGACCUUGAUAAAUGCUGUGCAAUUCAGUGGAGACCCUGACCAUGUUUUAAAGAAAAUGACCAAACCGGAAGAUGCCUGCUUAGAGCGUUAUAUUGACCGUCUGGUCCGCACAAAAAGUUACAGAACCCUGCUUAAGGAAAAGGCUAUUUGUAAGAAAUCUAAAAGGAUUAAGUUAGAAAAUGGUGAGGUGCCAAACAUGCGAUAUAAAACUUGGUAGCUGUAAAUUUAAAAAAAAAAAAUCUAUUGAAAAGGGCUUUGUGACUAUUUGUAUUUCUGUUAAAAGGUCUCUGGCCCUUAAGGGAGCUUAAAGUCUUUUUUUCUUUCUUUCUUUUUUUUAAUG
Messenger RNA from Chelonia mydas (Green sea turtle), 1853 nucleotides. RefSeq lists its product as uncharacterized. The record is from RefSeq and is a predicted model, not a curated record. The coding region runs from base 651 to 1730 and encodes 359 amino acids. The transcript has 2 exons. NCBI's taxonomy places the organism in Eukaryota, Metazoa, Chordata, Testudines, Cheloniidae.